AUGAGCUGGAGUUUCCUUACACGACUGUUGGACGAGAUCUCCAACCACUCAACCUUUGUGGGCAAGAUCUGGCUCACGCUGUUAAUCGUUUUCCGCAUCGUUCUGACAGCCGUUGGGGGAGAGUCCAUAUACUAUGAUGAACAGAGUAAAUUCGUUUGUAAUACACAGCAACCUGGGUGUGAGAACGUUUGCUAUGACGCCUUCGCCCCUCUAUCUCACGUCCGGUUCUGGGUCUUCCAGGUGAUCAUGAUCACCACGCCAACCAUCAUGUACCUAGGUUUUGCCAUGCACAAGAUUGCACGUAUGGAAGACGACGAGUAUAGGCCACGGACGCGGAAGCGAAUGCCCAUGGUCAACCGCGGGGCUAACCGUGACUACGAAGAGGCAGAGAACAAUGGGGAGGAAGAUCCAAUGAUCUCAGAGGAGAUUGUUCCAGAGAAGGAAAAGGAGCCGGAGAAGCCCAGCAAGAAGCACGACGGUCGCCGACGUAUCAAGCGGGAUGGGCUGAUGAAGGUGUAUGUUUUGCAGCUGCUCUCACGCGCGGCCUUCGAAGCGUCCUUCCUGUUUGGCCAGUACAUCUUGUACGGCUUUGAGGUGGCGCCUUCGUACGUCUGCACUCGCAGCCCUUGCCCCCACACCGUCGACUGCUUCGUGUCGCGCCCCACCGAAAAAACCAUCUUUCUUUUAAUCAUGUAUGCGGUGAGCGCCCUCUGCCUUCUAUUCACCGUUCUGGAAAUCCUUCACCUGGGCAUCAGCGGCAUUCGCGACGUCUUCCUCAGACGCUCCGCACGGCAUCAAGCCGCCAUUAACAGGGCGCGCGCCGCAUGUCGACAGGUGCCCUCUGCCCCGCCCGGGUACCACACCGCGCUGAAAAAGGACAACAUGGGCAAGAUGGCCAUGGGCAUCAAACCGGAGUACAACCUGGGAGACUCUGGCCGCGAGUCCUUCGCAGACGAGGCAGCGUCUAGAGAACUGGACCGGCUGCGCAGGCACCUGAAACUGGCUCAGCAGCACCUGGACCUGGCCUACCAAAAUGGGGAUAGCAGCCCGUCACGCAGCAGCAGCCCAGAGUCUAAUGGUACCGCCGUUGAACAGAACAGACUCAACUUUGCCCAGGAGAAACAGGGAGGCACCUGUGAAAAGGGAAUCAGAGCAUGAGGAUCAGUCCUGAACUACAGUCUGCUUCAUCUUCAGUC
Messenger RNA from Chanos chanos (milkfish), 1196 nucleotides. RefSeq names its product gap junction protein gamma 4b (gene gjc4b). The record is from RefSeq and is a predicted model, not a curated record. Bases 1 to 1158 code for a protein of 385 amino acids. Gene Ontology annotation, cellular component: connexin complex. NCBI's taxonomy places the organism in Eukaryota, Metazoa, Chordata, Actinopteri, Gonorynchiformes, Chanidae. Gene Ontology annotation, molecular function: gap junction channel activity. The transcript has 2 exons. Gene Ontology annotation, biological process: cell-cell signaling.